Molecule: messenger RNA, 2086 nt
Organism: Vitis riparia (riverbank grape)
Lineage: Eukaryota; Viridiplantae; Streptophyta; Magnoliopsida; Vitales; Vitaceae
Product: UDP-glucuronate 4-epimerase 3
Exons: 1
Coding region: 386-1675 (429 amino acids)
Source: RefSeq, a predicted model, not a curated record
AAUCAGGUUUCUCUCUCUAAAAGCUGUCAUUCUCUCCCUAGAAAAUCACCAUUUGCUUAAUCAUUCAUUCACGAUCAAGUUUCCAUCUUUUCUCUGUAGAGCUACAAGCGCGUAAAAGUGACCACCGCCACCAACCAACCCUUCCAAGAAACCAUAGGAUUCCAAAUAUACAUAUGUGUGAACAAUAACGUAAGAGAGGUCAAGGAGAACAAGCCCUUUUCUUUGAUUUCUUUUUCUUCAACAGCAACACCAAGGAUUUCUCAAGAUUCAUUCCUGAAACCCAAACCCUAGAUUUCUCCUUUCCUCUAAAUUUCACUCACAUUCUGAGGAAUCGCAAGAAAAGAAAAUCUGGGUUUGUCUCAGGGUCCAUUAUUUUCUCUGGAAAAUGCAAAUGUCCCAUCUUGACAACAUCCCUUCUACCCCAGGAAAAUUCAAGAUGGAGAAGAGACUCAGGUGGCAUUCCUCUCUCGCCAAGCUAACGUUUUGGUCCUUCGUCUUCUUGGGCUUGAUUUUCAUCUUUUUCUUCCUAUCCCCGUCAUCAUCAUCUCUGCCGUCCGACCCCUCCCGCCGGUCCCUCCGGAACUACAGUUGGGGCGGUCCUGCCUGGGAAAAGCGGGUCCGAUCAUCGGCCAAAGUGCGUGCUCGCAAUGGGAUCUCUGUGCUCGUCACCGGCGCUGCCGGAUUCGUUGGAACCCACGUCUCCGCCGCACUCAAGCGCCGCGGCGAUGGCGUUGUCGGGCUUGAUAACUUCAAUGACUACUAUGAUCCCUCCUUGAAACGUGCCCGGCAAGCUCUUCUUGAGCGUACCGGUGUGUUCAUUGUGGAGGGUGAUAUAAACGAUUCAGAGCUUCUCCGGAAGCUAUUUGAGGUAGUUGCAUUUACCCAUGUAAUGCAUUUGGCCGCUCAGGCUGGUGUUCGGUAUGCUAUGGAAAAUCCAAGUUCGUAUGUUCAUAGUAAUAUUGCUGGUCUUGUUAAUCUUCUUGAAGUCUGUAAAUCGGCGAAUCCACAGCCUGCAAUUGUGUGGGCUUCUUCGAGUUCAGUGUAUGGACUCAAUACAAAGGUACCCUUUUCCGAGAGAGAUCGGACGGAUCAGCCUGCCAGUCUCUAUGCCGCCACCAAGAAGGCUGGCGAAGAGAUUGCCCAUACUUAUAAUCAUAUAUAUGGCCUUUCGCUUACUGGGUUGCGGUUCUUUACCGUUUAUGGACCAUGGGGAAGACCUGAUAUGGCGUAUUUCUUUUUCACGAAGGAUAUUUUGAAGGGGAAAUCGAUUCGCAUAUUUGAGGCUCCAAAUCAUGGGACGGUUGCCCGGGAUUUUACCUACAUUGAUGAUAUCGUGAAGGGAUGUGUGGCAGCAUUAGAUACUGCGGAGAAGAGCACUGGUAGUGGUGGGAAGAAGAAGGGGCCAGCCCAAUUGAGGGUUUUCAAUUUGGGCAACACAUCACCGGUUCCAGUCACGGAUCUUGUGAGCAUUUUGGAGAGACUCUUGAAGGUGAAGGCAAAAAGAACGAUGAUGAAGAUGCCAAGGAAUGGGGAUGUGCAGUUUACCCAUGCCAACAUCAGCUUGGCUCAAAGGGAGCUCGGAUACAAGCCCACAACAGAUCUGCAAACAGGUUUGAAGAAAUUUGUUAGGUGGUACAUCAAAUACUAUUCAGCAGGGGAGAAGAGUGCUCAGUAAAAACAUUCUUUGAACCGUGUGGUAGGAUCCUUUGCAUUCUUGUUCAUUAUGAUUCUUAUGAUUGUUUUCAAGUCUCUCUGUUCUUUGCCCAAUUAUCAAUUAUUUUCUUUUCAUAUAUCUACAUGUUGUCGUAUAAGGAGGGAGGAUAUUUUGUUGUUGGUGGAUAUUGUUUUCUGGGUACUUCGAGUCCUGAGCUGUAUCGAAAGAAAACUUGAACCAUCCUUUUCCUUUCCUUUUUGGGGUUUGGAAAGAGGGGUUGGAGUUGGAAGGUGGAAAGUGGGUGAUGUAAUUGUUGUAGUUUCAGCAUUUUAGAAUUAAUGGCCAAUAGAUCAUAAUAUGCUGAUUGGUGGACAUGUAUCAUCUCUGUGCAAUUUGAAUAAAAUUAGCACAUGAUAACUUGAUUUCUAUUUU